AUGAAAUGGUCAUUGAUACUCCCCCUCCUCUUCACAAUCACUUUUCUCAUAGCACCGAUCGGAGCACAAAGUAUUGCCAAUAGCUUCUUCGCCGAAACCGGAACAAAUGCCGGCUUUUACUCAAGAGUCAAUCAAAAGGGCCUCGACUUGUUAUCCGAUUAUCUGAAAGAUCGAGUGAAUCGUUUCAUGGCUGCCGGGGAUCUCAAUUUCAACAUUUCUUCAUCAAUUAGUCCUGAAAUCAAAGUGGCUCUAUUAUCACAACGAGUGCUUUCAUUUGAUGAGACACAAUUUCGGUCAAAGUUGGAAUCACAACCGGGCAAAGGAUUGCAAUGGACGGGUAAAAGUCUUAACAUCUCUGUGUCAACAAUGUUCACCAUUGAGACGAACGCCGGGGAGUUAAUUGGAACAGCGCCGUUGUUGAUUGAAAAUGCAAACAUUGAUUUUCUCUUGUGGACGGGCGUCAACGCUGAUGGGCAUUUGAAAACGGAUCUCGUCACUUGUAAAGUAAGCGGCGGUUCCGGGACACUCCAGCUGGCAGCUAGCGAUAUUGGGCAACUCGGCGAGGAAUGGCCUCAAGUUCAAGAGUAUCUCAAUGCGAAUUUGGAUCAAAUCAUUUGCCCAUCUUUCCAUUCGGAAUUGGUACCGGUGGUCUCGAAUCGUUUAAUGAACACCCCGCUUUCUGCAUCACUUUUUGAUCAAUUUUUCAUCAACUAUGGGCUUUUAGGACCUGUUCAAUUCGACAGCGAUAAGAUUUUGUUGAAACAUCGUGGAAACACUUUCGGCAUUUUGAGACAAGGAAGAACAAGACUAAACGAUUUCCGAUUGCCAUUCCGAGCUGGGAACCUAGAGGUCGAGGCGGAAAGCGGUCGCAUGGUCGACUUUUUAAUUAGCAACUACACACUAGGAAGUCUACUAUUUUGGAUGGAUCAAUAUAGAAAAUUCGACUAUGAGAUCUCAAAAACAGCUCAAAAUAACUCGGCUCUGGCUGGGUAUUUGAGGACGGAUUGUGGAAAGGAUGAUAUUUGUGCGGGCACGAUUUUCCCAGCACUGAAAGAGAAAUUCGCUGCCGGUUCGGUGGUGAUCAAAUCGCACACCUCAUCGUAUCCACGUCUUGUCUUAAACGAUGGUAAAGCUAUCAUUUAUGUGGACAACAAGAUCGACGCAUAUGUACAGCAACCCGAUCGAACCCGUCGCUUUCUGACAGCGAACAUGGCUGUUGAGGUGAAAUACGAUGAGCCGAAGUUUCUGGAUUAUGUUUUCAAGGCGAAAUUGCGCAUUGACAAGUUCAAAUUGACAGAUGUCUCGUCAACGGUUGAGGGAAUCGAUGCGAAUUCGUUGGAGUUCUUGGUGAACGCGCUCAUCGAAUUGGUGCUAAAUGAUGAAAUGGGAGAAAAGAUGAAGGGAAUGGCUUUUCCAAUCAUUUUCGAUUUCGAACAACACGCGGUGGAUUUGGUUUUCGAAAAGGAUCGAUUGCGGAUAUCGGCUGAUUAUUGUUAUGGGACGAAAUGUCAGGUGAAAACCGAGGAAUCGAAAGAUGGAAAUGUCGACUAUUAUGAUCAAGUGACCGGG
This is a messenger RNA of Mesorhabditis belari, 1569 nucleotides long. The record is from the annotation of a GenBank genome assembly. NCBI's taxonomy places the organism in Eukaryota, Metazoa, Nematoda, Chromadorea, Rhabditida, Rhabditidae.